Peromyscus leucopus (white-footed mouse) is the source of this 3325-nucleotide messenger RNA. RefSeq names its product protein kinase C and casein kinase substrate in neurons 2 (gene Pacsin2). The transcript is spliced from 13 exons. Bases 440 to 1906 code for a protein of 488 amino acids. Gene Ontology annotation, molecular function: protein binding; phospholipid binding. Gene Ontology annotation, cellular component: endosome; plasma membrane; cytoplasm. Gene Ontology annotation, biological process: caveola assembly; actin cytoskeleton organization; plasma membrane tubulation. Lineage: Eukaryota; Metazoa; Chordata; Mammalia; Rodentia; Cricetidae. The record is from RefSeq and is a predicted model, not a curated record.
CGGAACGGAACGGGAAAAGGGGUCGGAGUCGCAGCCCGGCCGGGGCGGCGUGCGUAGCGGGACCCGAGGAGAGCGGCAGCCGAGGGAAUGCUGAGAUUCCUGGGGUCACUUUCUGAAAAGAGAACUGUUCUGUGAUGGCCCAGGCAGGCAGGAGCCAGCCGCAGUCAGAACCUGGUGCUUGGACUGUGAAUGCAGCAGUGUGAGGAAUGACCUUAUCUCAGCAGCCAACAGGAAAUGAUGAAAUGUGCUGGGAGAAUUCGGCUGGGAGAGGGAGGUCAGACCUACCAGCAGGGUCGGAAGGAGGCAGGUACUGAGCAGAUCUGCAAAGUUAGGCGGCUGCCGCUGGCGUCUGACAGAAACGUCUCUCUGCAGGUUUUGAGCAUCUGAAGUGGAUCCCUGAACCAGAGUAUCUGCUGCCAUCCCCUCAUCCUCUGCAGAAAUGUCUAUCACCUACGACGAGUCUGUGGGAGUGGAAGUGUCCAGUGACAGCUUCUGGGAGGUUGGGAACUACAAACGGACUGUGAAGCGGAUUGAUGAUGGCCACCGCCUGUGUGGUGACCUCAUGAACUGUUUGCAUGAGCGGGCACGCAUCGAGAAGGCAUAUGCACAGCAGCUUACUGAGUGGGCCCGACGCUGGAGGCAGCUUGUGGAGAAGGGACCACAGUAUGGGACUGUGGAGAAGGCCUGGAUGGCUGUCAUGUCUGAAGCGGAGAGAGUGAGCGAGCUGCACCUGGAAGUGAAGGCAUCGCUGAUGAAUGAAGACUUUGAGAAGAUCAAGAACUGGCAGAAGGAAGCCUUUCACAAACAGAUGAUGGGAGGCUUCAAGGAGACCAAGGAAGCAGAGGAUGGCUUCCGAAAGGCCCAGAAGCCCUGGGCCAAGAAGCUGAAAGAGGUAGAAGCAGCCAAGAAAGCCCACCACACAGCAUGCAAAGAGGAGAAGCUAGCCAUCUCUCGUGAGGCCAACAGCAAAGCAGAUCCAUCCCUCAACCCUGAACAGCUGAAGAAACUGCAGGACAAGAUAGAAAAGUGCAAACAGGAUGUCCUGAAGACCAAGGACAAGUAUGAGAAGGCCCUGAAGGAACUUGAUCAGACCACACCCCAGUACAUGGAGAACAUGGAGCAGGUGUUCGAGCAGUGCCAGCAGUUUGAAGAGAAGCGCCUGCGCUUCUUCCGGGAGGUUCUGCUGGAGGUCCAGAAGCACUUGGACCUGUCCAAUGUGGCUAGCUACAAAACCAUUUACCGAGAGCUGGAACAGAACAUCAAAGCAGCCGAUGCAGUAGAGGAUCUGAGGUGGUUCCGAGCCAACCAUGGGCCAGGCAUGGCCAUGAACUGGCCACAGUUUGAGGAUGAAGAGUGGUCUGCAGAUCUGAAUCGAACUCUCAGCCGGAGAGAGAAGAAGAAGGCUGCUGAUGGUGUCACCCUAACAGGAAUCAACCAGACAGGGGACCAGGCUGGACAGAACAAGCAUGGCAGCAACCUUAGUGUCCCGAGCAACCCCGCCCAGCCCACGCAGUUACAGUCCAGCUACAACCCCUUCGAGGACGAGGACGACACGGGCAGCACCGUCAGUGAGAAGGAGGACAUUAAGGCCAAAAAUGUGAGCAGCUACGAGAAGACUCAGAAUUACCCUACUGACUGGUCUGACGAUGAGUCUAACAACCCUUUCUCUUCCACGGAUGCCAAUGGGGACUCGAACCCAUUUGAUGAGGAUACUACCUCAGGAACGGAAGUGCGAGUUCGGGCCCUCUAUGACUAUGAGGGGCAGGAACACGAUGAGCUGAGUUUCAAGGCUGGGGAUGAGCUGACCAAGAUAGAGGAUGAGGAUGAGCAGGGUUGGUGCAAGGGACGCUUGGACAGCGGCCAGGUUGGCCUAUACCCUGCCAACUACGUCGAGGCUAUCCAGUGACAGGCCAUGGGCAGGCUGGUGGAGAGACGGAAGUGGGCCUUCAGGAGCUCCGUUGGCCUCGGCCUGUGCAGCGACACCUCUAGUUCCCCCAGCAGCCGUCUAGGCAUCCACUCCACCUGCAAAAGAUGAUGGUUCUGUUGUUCUUGGCUUCCUGGUGUAUUUGAAGGCAGAUGAGCUGGUGAUUUCACUGGGGACUUGGCCCCUUUCCAAGCACAUCUGGGCAGAUAUAGGCACAGGAAGAAACACAUGAUCCAACAGCAAAAGCCAAGCCCCUCCCUACCCCUACCAGCUCUCUGUAUCAUGGAUCUGCACCUUCUUGCCCUUGCCUCUCCUGAGUCAAUGACGGAUCACACUGAUUCUUGUUACACUGAUUAUUUUCUCUGAUGAGUCCCUACCUGCAAGUUCAGUGAACAGACUUUAACGCCAUUUUCUGAGUAAAGAGUUUGAGUUUUUAAUUUAAAGGCAAUGUACAGUUAUACUUUUUUAUAUGCUCUUCCAGUCACGUAAAUUAUGGCCUAGAUUGAUCCGAGAUGUUCUCUAUGUAAGGUGUCUCCAUUUCUCUGCUUUGUCCAGAUGUGGGGCUGCUGCAGCAGGGGUUCCAUGGCAAGUGCCAGUUGCAGGGGUACCGUUUUGCAGCAUUCCCCAACAUCACCAUGUUUAGAAAUUAUUUUCACUAUUCUUGCUUCAGUUUUUACAGAUUAACAGUUUUAUUAGUGAUUUGGAAAGUUAAAAGAAGACUAACUUUUCAAAGCAGCUGCAUCUGUAGAUUAAGAUGCUUUCCAUUAGACUCAUGUCUUGAUGUAUAUCUGUAUAUAUUAUUUGAUAUUCAGAGAAUCUAUAAAGCUCACCUACUGUUGAAAUGAGAGUUGGUGGCUUCUGACAGCAGGUAUUGUUACCUGCUUGAAGCCCAUGGCAUUGAGGACAGGCAUGGCUGGCCGACAGCCUCCUCCCAGUUAAGAUGUGGCUCUGGCCUCUGAGUGGAGGCUGCUGAGAAGACUAAUUCUCACUGGCCAGAGCUCCAGCUCCAUGGCAGAGUGCUGGAAAAGCUCCCAGGUCUUUGCUGUCGUCACAGGCUUCACAGUCCUGUGCCACAGUGCACUGGAGAGUUCAAGGGGUUCCACCCCCAGCACACGUCCCUCCAGGUACCCUUGUCCUCCAGUACAGUGGGACUGCUCUGAGCCCCAGGGACAGGCUGGGGGCCUUGAUUUUGUUAGCUCAGACAGUGUGCAGCAUUGCACAUCAGCAGCUUGUGUUUCUCAGUGUUUGCCAUGAGCGCCCUGUCACUGUGGCUGUGUGUCAUGACAACUUACCAGCAGAAAUCCUUGUUCCUCAGCUAUCGUCCUUGAUGUUUAGAAAGUCCUUUAAAUGUAUAGUAUUUUAGAAGAAGAACAAAUCAAUAAAGAGUUGAUCUUGAGCGUU